Messenger RNA from Paramuricea clavata, 1488 nucleotides. NCBI's taxonomy places the organism in Eukaryota, Metazoa, Cnidaria, Anthozoa, Malacalcyonacea, Plexauridae. The record is from the annotation of a GenBank genome assembly.
AUGCGCUACCAGAGAGAUCAUGGCUUAUAUGGUGCGUUGAUAGUACGCGAAGGAGAAUCGGCCUAUCCGAUCUUCUCAGAAACAUUUGAAGACCACCCUGAGAAAAAGACAAUGGCUAUAGUAGAUAGCAUGAUAAAUGAACAAAAAUCAUCGGUUACGCCUCGAUAUUGUUUGCCAGAUGGGUCAGGCCUACCAGUUCAAUUUGAUCAUAUCCAGUUUCAAAUGAAUGGCCAGCGUCUUCCUAGACGUGCCAGUGUUGUAGAUUCGAACACCCAGAUAGAAUUUUACGUGGUCGGUGGUACGAACUAUCGUUUUCGAAUUAUUUCAGCGACAAUAUUGAACAUUUUUGUAAUCAGCAUAGAUUAUCAUGAAAUGCAUGUGAUGGCGACGGACGGGUAUUUAGUAAAACCAUUUGUAACGGAUUAUCUUGUCGUGCACGUUAGUGAACGAUAUGAUUUCAUUCUGAAAGCCAAGGAAGGGAUGCCGCCAGGUUUUAAAUUUCCAAUCAGGAUUCAGUCACUUGCAGUUCUUUGCAAUGAUAAUACCAAGCUAGCUGGGAAAAGUUACGGUUUUCUGGUGUACACAAACGGCUUUGACGAAAUGAGACCUACCUUUCCUGCAAGAUCGAUAGUUCAGAAUAAUCGGUGUAAUGAUAAAUCCAAUCCAUGUAAGGUGCUGAAUUGUCCUUUCGAGAAAAUGCCCAAAGACUAUUCUGAUCAAGGUUCAUAUAUGAUGUGCUUUAACGUACUGGCCCUUCAGUUAUUGAUUCCUACGCCGAAAUAUGAAUAUCCAAAUUCAGUAGUUGAACCUGGAGAUGAAUUUUUCUUUAACUUUCAUCAAAAAAAUAAGUCGGUCGGAUUGAUUAAUGGCAUUAAGUUUGAUCUCCCUGAAGAGCCUAUCCUUAUAAGUGAGAAAAUUGAAAAUGAAUGCGCGUAUCCGGCAAAAUGUAAAAAACUUGGAAAAAGACAUUGCCCACAUACAAUCUACUUAACUCAUGACGGUCACUCUACAAGAUUUGUGCUGUCUUCUCUUCGUCUGCCAGUUCCCAUCACGCAUCCAAUCCACAUGCACGGACACUCGUAUUUCAUUGCUAAAAUUGGCUACCCUGAAUACGACGAGAGUGGGCAUAUCAAAGCCCCGAACAAGGAUCUAAAGCUGCCUUCAUGCGGGAACGCAACAUGGAGUGAUGGCACCCCCGGCGGGAUUUUUGUGAAUAGUACUACAGUCCGUAAAGACGCAAUCAUAGUGCCCGCUGGUGGUUAUGUCGUUAUUCAUUUUCUUCAAAAGAACCCAGGAUGGUGGUUCAUGCAUUGUCAUAUUGAUUACCACCUCAAUGGGGGGAUGGCGAUAGCAAUCGGUGAAAAUCACCGCAGGGCGAGCACACCUCCUGGUCCACUGCACCAUGUCACGAAGGAAUUUUGCUUCACCCUGCAAACAUUUCUUUAUAAAGAAAAUAGUACCGAAUUAGUAGUGCCCAUUGAGCCAUAG